UUUUGGUUUUUGGACGUGGCUGUCAGCAUGUCCUUUCCCAAGGCGCCCCUGAAAAGAUUCAAUGACCCUUCCGGUUGUGCUCCAUCUCCAGGUGCUUAUGAUGUUAACACGUCAGAGCCACCCAAGGGCCCAGUAUCCUUUCAGAAAUCACAAAGAUUCAAAAAACGAAAAGCAGAAUCUCAACAAAACCUUAAUGUUGACAAAGAUACUACCGUCCCUGCCUCAGCCAAGAAAGCUAAGGCUUUGGAGUUAAAGAAGGAACCUCAGAAAAGUGAUAAAGAUUUGAAAAGAUUAGAAAAAGAGAUUCGUGUCCUUGUGCAGGAACGAGGGGCUCAGGACAAGCGAAUCCAGAGUAUGGAAACGGAGUUGGAGAAGAUGGAAGCAAGGUUAAAUGCUGCAGUCAGGGAGAAAACAUCCCUCUCUGCAAGUAAUGCUUCCCUGGAAAAACAGCUUAUGGAAUUAACCAGGACUAACGACCUGCUGAAAUCUAAGUUUUCUGAAGAUGGUAACCAGAAGAACAUGAGGAUUCUAAGCCUGGAAUUAAUGAAACUUAGAAACAAAAGAGAAACAAAAAUGAGGAGUAUGAUGGCCAAACAAGAAAGCAUGGAGAUGAAGCUGCAGGUCACUCAGAGGAAUUUCCAAGAGUCUCAGGGGAAGAUAGCGGAACUUGAGGGGAAACUUGUUUCAAUAGAGAAAGAAAAAAUUGAUGAAAAAUCUGAAACAGAAAAACUGUUAGAAUACAUUGAAGAAAUUAGUUGUGCAUCCGAUCAAGUGGAAAAAUAUAAGCUAGAUAUCACCCACCUAGAAGAAAUGUUGGAAGAGAAGAAUCAAGAAAUUUUAAGCCUUAAACAGUCUCUCGAGGAAAAUGUUGUUAGGUUAUCUACACAAGUAGAAGAACUGAAUGCUAAAUGUCAGCUGCUUGGAACAGAAAAAGAAGACCUUGUCAACAGGAAUAGAGAAAGGGAUGAAAAUCUAAGCGUGGAGAUGCAAAAUUUAAAAGAGGAGCUUAUUCUUGAAAGACAAGAACAUGAAAGGCUGCGACAAAAAGAAUUGGAAACCGAGUCACUUCUCCAUCAAGAGAAGGAAUUAUCUUCUAGUCUUCAGCAGAAGCUAUUUUCUUUCCAAGAGGAAAUGCUUAAAGAAAGGAAUAUCUGUGCAGAAGAAUUAAAGCUGGCCUUGGAGGAACUAGAUACAGUGCAGCACAAGGAGGAGCAGUUGGAAAACCUUGUCAAGCAGUUGGAAGACGAAACCAAAACUACAGCUGAAGCCCUCAGACUUGUAGAACAACAGCUGAAAGAGAAAGAAGCUGAACUGGAGAAGAAUCAUACUGCUCACAUUCAGGCUACCCUGACUUUGCAAGAAAAGUAUAAUAGUACUGUGCAACACCUCGGAGAUGUCACUGCUGCAUUUGAAAGCUAUAAAGCAUUAACGAUUAGUGAGAUCAGCGAUCUUAAGAUGGAGAAUGCAUCACUACAGGAAAAAAUGGCCAAUGCUGAAAAAAGCACAGAGGAUGUUCAGCAUAAAAUGCUGAAAACCGAGAGUGCAAAUCAAGAGUGUGAGAGCCUUGGCAACAUCCAGGCACAGCAUGAUGCUGGUGGAAGCCAACUCCAACAACUGGAUGCCUUUGAAGCAGAGAAACUGUCCUUGUUGAAUGAACAUGGUGCAACUCAGGAACAGCUAAAUAAAAUAAGAGAUUCGUAUGCAGAAUUACUGGGUCAUCAGAAUCUAAAGCAAAAAAUCAAGCAUGUUGUAAAAUUGAAGGAUGAAAACAGCCAACUCAAAUCGGAAGUGUCAAAACUCCGAUCUCAGCUUGCUAAAAAGAAACACAAUGAGAUAAAACUUCAGGAGGAACUGAAUAAAGUCCUGGGUGUCAAGCGCUUUGACCCUUCAAAGGCUUUUCAACACGAAUGUAAAGAGAAUGUUGCCCUCCAAACCCCACUGAAGGAAGGCAAAAAGGGAAUACAUGUGUAGACCUGUUAUCCUCUGGAUUUGCCUUCAUGACCGCGGCUUCCUUCUGAUGGACCAUGAAAAUUUGAUGUUGCCGUCUGGUAUGAAAGAAAGUUUUCAUGAAAUUGAUGUAUACAGUGCCUUUCUAGCUUUCAUAUUCUUCUACAGAUCAGAUCCUUUCUGUCCUUCAGGCCCCACUCAGAUUACGUCCUCCUCUUACCUUGUGUGACUUUGUUUCUCCUACCUUCACCUUGCACCAUAAAGUAUUACCUGUAUAAAACUUUUAUAUUUUAA
Octodon degus (degu) is the source of this 2241-nucleotide messenger RNA. RefSeq names its product hyaluronan mediated motility receptor (gene Hmmr). Gene Ontology annotation, molecular function: hyaluronic acid binding. NCBI's taxonomy places the organism in Eukaryota, Metazoa, Chordata, Mammalia, Rodentia, Octodontidae. The record is from RefSeq and is a predicted model, not a curated record. The transcript is spliced from 16 exons. Gene Ontology annotation, cellular component: membrane. The coding region runs from base 28 to 1971 and encodes 647 amino acids.